Messenger RNA from Racocetra persica, 521 nucleotides. NCBI's taxonomy places the organism in Eukaryota, Fungi, Glomeromycota, Glomeromycetes, Diversisporales, Gigasporaceae. The record is from the annotation of a GenBank genome assembly.
ACGAUACCAUAAUGGCCGAAAUAUUUUCUGAAGACUUAGUUGCAAAUUCUGAAAACUUAGUUGAAGAUUUUCAAAACCUAUAUGAGUUCAAGGAACAUUAUGAUACAAUUAUCACUGUUGGAGACGAACAAAACACUAAGCAAAUUUAUGCCUAUUCUCAAAUUUUUUGUGCUAGAUCAUCUUACUUUCGUAGAGUAUUAUCCGAUGUAUGGGCUAGUCUCUUAAUCCAAAAAUAUUAUACGUUCUUACAACAAAGUCCUAUUAGGAUGCUUCAUUUUAUUACCCAUCAUGAACGAUUCAAUGAAAUUAAAGAAGCUUAUUUGGAGACCAUUUGCAAAAAUCCUUCCUUACUAUUUGAUUCAGAUGAGUUUCUUUCUUUAAAGGAAAAUACACUAAAAUUAAUUCUUGAACGUGAUAACCUCGAUAUGAAAGAAAAAGAAUUGAAAAAAAAGUCAGAAAUUGGAAAUUUAAAAAUCACUAAAUUCACUAAACAACUCCAAGAAGCCGGCGGGAAAUCUUAA